AUGCACAGGCAUGCCCUUCUCGGGGCACUGCCACCCCUCUUACUUCUGCUCUCCACGGAAUGCAUGAAGUUCGAUCCCGAGCGGAUAGCAGCCCGACUCCGAAUCGAUGAGAAAUGGGAUCAACUGGAAGCCUUCCAGUCAAUCAAAUCACGAAGAGGAAGGCAAAUUCAGCCAAAAGAGAUUAGUAUCCAAGUGAGUGCUUUUUCGAUGGUCUACCGAGCCUGUUGACCAACGGAAACGGACCUUCCGUGUGGACAGUCUGUUUGCACAGAUGCAUUCGCUUUCAUCAAUUACCGGCCUGUUCGAAUGACGACGACACCUGCCGAAACGGCACCACGGAUUACACCCGGCACGCCCACGAGAUUUAUGGCAUUGGGGGCUUUUGAAGCGGUGGGAUUAUGAGGUUGCAACCUAUAGAAAAUCAUAGGGAAAGGGUCGAGCGAUACUGUAAACAGUUUCACAUAAAUCACAAAAGAAUACAAUUUCAGGUGACAGCUCCACUCUUCUCCAGUAGGCUUUUCGACUACGGCACAAACUCCGGAGAUCAGGAACUGCCGCAGGCUCUCGACGUCGGAAAGAAGCUCGACCUCGUAAACCCGAUCUCAUUCUUCGGAUCUGACUACAGAACGAUCUAUGUGAGUUCUCUUCUUUUUUUUGCCUUUUUCGCCCUUUUGGUAACUAUUCAUUUGAGACAUGAAAAUUAGACAGAACGAUUAAAAAAUGCCAUGAGGAGUCCAAUGUUCUGAGUCUUCUGCAUUUUGCGUACUUAUUUCUACGGGAUUUGACUCUACGGGUUUUAUAAUCUACGGGCUUCGAAUUUUCUACGGGAUUGUCACACUCUCGCAGACUCUUCAAAGGAAUACAUUAUUCAGAUUCUUUCGAAUGGAGCAGUCGGUUUUGAAGCGUCCUCCAGGUCAUACAAGUCGGGAGUUCUGCCGGGAACUACACGACUUUUGGCUCCGUUCUGGAACCGGAAUGAUCUUCGAAGCGGUGGAAAAGUGUUCUAUCGGGAAGUCACAAGUGAGUUUUUUCUUCUCCUCACCCACUGUUUCAUUUGUUUGCAGAAGGAAGAGUUUUGGAACGAGGUCAAUCUGAAAUCCGUUAUCAGUACGACAAGAAUGUCAAAGUGAAGUCUGCUCUGAUAAUCACUUGGGACAAGAUGCAACCACUGAACACUGCCGCUCUUCCAGAAGAGGUUCGUACUCUGAUUGCAUCAAAAUCUUUCAAAUCGUGCCCGUUCAGAACACAAACACGUUCCAAGCGGCCAUUUUCAUCACUGCCAACGGAACUUUCGCCAACUUCAUCUACAGUAACAUCGGCUGGACGCAAGGCGCCGAGGUUUGUAUAUAAAAUGAACAUGUACAAAUUUAUAAUUAAGAUUUUCAAGUAGAUAUAACUGUAGAAUAGAGGGGCAAUAGGGGGGAUAAAUCGAGAUUAGGCCGAUGUAAUCGGGCGACACUUCGAUUGUCUUCCGUCCGAUUUUCAUCUUCCAUAACCUGAAUUGAGACCCAUUCCGAGAGAAGCGUCGCCUCAAAAUAAUGAUGAUUUAUGGAUGGGAACAUUGCAGGCAGGGUUCAACGCCGGCGACGCAACCAAUCACUUCAAGUUGCCUACUUCUGGCACCCCGAACAUAAUGUACUUGGAGGAGUACGGAAACACGGGAAUCCCCGGAGAGUGGAUGUUUGAACUUUCCGAGUUGAGAGUCAUCAGUUGCAAAUCGGGCAUCAAGGGGGACACGUGUGACCAAGAGUGCUCGAACGGCGAGUGGGGACCCGACUGUGCCUACUGCUGCCAUUGCUCCGAAGGCACUUGCCAUCCAAUCACUGGGGACUGUCCACGUGGAUGUGCCACCUGUUGGGAUGGCAUCGCUUGUCAAACAAGGCAGGAAAAGUGCGCAACGAAGACGCAGUGCGCUUCGAAUGCUCUUUCGUUCAGCGACUACGACAGAUGCGGAGAGCCCAUUCAGAGAUGUCAAUGUCUGAAUGGGUACAAGGGAGAUGGAUACUCGCAUUGCGAAGGUAUCUGGGAACAUGUCAGCUCUCCGUUUCUAAUUUUUUAAAACUGUUUCAGAUGUCGAUGAAUGCUCGGCCAACUCGACACUUUGCCACAAGAAUGCCGUGUGCACCAACACGCCGGGUCGUUAUUUCUGUCUGUGCAAAGAGGGAUUCAGCGGAGACGGACAGACCGAUUGCUCUCAAUCAUUCCUCUUCCAAUACGACACUCAUCGCCAACUUCCACGCAAGAAGAACUCGAAAAUGGAAUGGAGUCUUAAGAAACCUAUGCGAAUCUUUGGAGCAAACACCGAGAAACUGACGGUCACAUCAACUGGACUCAUUGCUGUGAACGAGUUGAGUAAGGACGGAGGACGGUUGGAAGAUAUGCAACUCAUCGGAAUCGCUCCCUUCUUCGGACCCAUCGAUCUCUCCAGAAACGGAGCAGUCAGUGUAGAAGAGGUGGAAGACGUCGAAGUGCUCAGAAGAGUCACUCGAACCAUUUCGGAGAACUACAACGACCCGAGCUUCGAGGCGAAGAGUGCGCUCGUCGUCACUUUCUCCAAUGUUACCGACGGAAGACAGGCGAAAGGAAAUACGUUCCAAGCAUUGCUCAUCGACGGAAACAAUGCGAGAAACGAGAAAAUGACGUUCGUGGAGUUGAUGUACAGAGAUCUUCCCUGGGCGAGCGGAGCAGAAGCGGGAAUCUUCUCCACCGACGGCUCCUCGUCCAUUCUACUCCCCGCGUCUGGAACUGAGGCCAUCUCCCAAUUAGUCAAGAACAGUAACAUCAAACAGCCGGGCACGUGGCUCUACCGUAUCGACAAGCCGCAGCUGAUGCAAUGUGCUCAGCCCAUCCAGGUCCCUCCGUACUGCGAUCGUCUCCUGAGCACCGCUCCUCGUUUGCCUUCCUCCAAACUUCUUGAGGAGAAGAAGGAAGAUCUGACUCUCCCAUCGCCAGGAGCUUUCCUCAUUCAGCAGCCUUCCGAUAUUAUUAUUCCGACGCUCGUGGACAAAGACGAAAAAGGAUCGAGAGGACGGAAUGUGCUCGUUGUCACCAGUUCUCCGCUGGCCAAUCAGCCUCCGCAGAGACCGACGACCAAAGCGACGACGAGGCCGCGGCCCAACUUCUCGAGCACUCCCCAUCGCCCGAUCGUUUCGUUGUCCGACGAAGACUUUGCGAUCGGACCCGAUGUUUUCGAAGUCACUUUCCCUCCGUUUGUUACCGUUCAGCCUAAACUUUUCCGACCCGAUCCGAGAACCAGAAAUACCGGCGAUCAAUCUCAGAAGUCGACGUCCAGACCGCUCCCAGACUUCUCCAUCAGAACUGUAAGAGAAUUCUGAAUUUAGAAAUGAAAUGAAAUGAUUUUUUGCAGCCAUUAAAGGAAGAAGUGUCCACGUCCACAGAACCGACGACUCAUGCCAGUUCUUCCCGUGUCACCGCCUCCGCCGCCGCUCCUCCCAGACCUUCCCUUCCGAUCGAUGAAGACACGUCGUCGCCGUUCGAAGCGGGCUCGUCAUUCGACUUCACUAAUGAACAGGAGGCUAUUGCCAGGGCGGUGAGUAAGAACACAGAAAAUCAGAACGAAGAGAGCGUUUUCAGUUCGAGACAACGAAGAAGAGACCUCAAUUGUCGGUCACUCCGCCAACUGAUGUUUCUGACGAACUCGUCGGAGAUGCUCACGUCGUGGAGACUUCCGAGGAAACCGAAAGUUCAGAAAUGACAACAGAAAUGACAACGACUCCUCCCACGACUACAACUCUUUCCACGACCACAACAGAAAAUGUAUCCAUUUCGACGGAAGCUCCGCCGUCCAUCCACGUCUUCACAACCACUCAGAAGCCACGUCCGAGCACGACAACCACCGCUCGCAAGAUCCUUGUUCAGCAGCCAUCAGUUAUUCUGACAGCACCGCCCAAACAGAGAAACGAGCAGACUGUGAAUGUGGGUCACGCGGAGGAGCAGUCGCCGAGUAAGUUUCCCCCGAGUUCCCCCCGAUUCCACGACCCUUUUCCAGAACUGGCCAUCCUGCUUCCAGUCAUGAUCAUCCUCGCCUGGCUGGUCAUUCUCGUAUGCAUCGGAGCGGUCGUCUGCUGCAAACGACGGAGUUCUCGCGAGGCGUCGCAACUCAGGGCAAUGUACGGAGCGGCCUACGGAGUGCGUCCGACUGCGUACGAGUCGAAGCGGAAAGAGUCGACGUACGAGGACCAUCUGGAGAGAGCGGCGCGGCUCGGCGGUCAACCGGCUCUUGCCGGGCAGCAGGUCAGUUCCCCUCCGUCUUUUCUUCUUCUUCUUCUCUUGUCCGGAGUGACGUGUGGUUUGUGUCUAACCGCUCAUUAAAUAAUCUGUAAACUGACCCGUGUGUGGUGUGUUUUUAGGCGGGAAAAGUGUCGCUGUACGGUAGCUACUGGAACCUCCAGCCGCUCUCCAAUCACUCGCCGGCGCGGCUGUCGACUCAGGAACGCCAGUCUCCGCCGAGUUUCGUUAACAACGGGUAUACUAAUCAGACGGUGUGUCGCCUCGUUUGACUCCCAAUUCUUACUCGAUCGCCCCUCAUUUUCAGCGGUACACGUACGCGGGGCACUAUUAA
This is a messenger RNA of Caenorhabditis sp. 36 PRJEB53466, 4582 nucleotides long. Lineage: Eukaryota; Metazoa; Nematoda; Chromadorea; Rhabditida; Rhabditidae. The record is from the annotation of a GenBank genome assembly.